GUGGCAGCAUCCUCAGCAGUGGCGGCACCUCAGGAUGGACGCUAGGGACUGUGAGGCUGCAUCCCAGGACUCAGGGCCCCCUCCCUGUUCCCCUGUGACCUCCUGGUGGGCUAUGGUCCUGAGGAACCUGAGGCUUUUCCCAUGCUUCUGCUCAGCACUUGGGAGUAAAAUAGCUGCCGAAUACAGAAGCUUCACCAGUAAAUCUUUAAAGGAACACAUUUUCCCUCCUCUGAUGAAUAUGCUGACAUAUUUAAAUUGUAUUACAGCUCCCCUUUUCGUGGAUUUAAAGCGACCAGAGACAAAGAUUGCUCACACAGUGAACUUCUUCCUCAGGCCUGAGCCCAAGGUUCUGCUUGGCAUCUGGCACACAGUCCCCAGCUGCCGGGGAGAAGAGGCCAAGGGGAAGUGUCGAUGCUGGUACGAAGCCUCCCUCAGUGAUGGGAACCCGAUUAUUAUUUAUCUUCAUGGCAGCGGAAUAAACAGGGCGGCUUGUGAAAGAAUUAAGCUGACACAGGUGCUGAGUGAUGGCGGCUUCCAUGUGUUGUCUGUGGACUACAGAGGAUUUGGGGAUUCUACAGGUACACCCACGGAGGAGGGACUAACCACAGACAUUGUUUGUGUCUAUGAAUGGACCAAGGCAAGAAGUGGUAGAACUCCUGUGUGUCUGUGGGGCCAUUCUCUGGGAUCAGCAGUUGCAACAAAUGCUGCGAGAGUCCUAGAGGCAAAAGGAUGUCCAGUUGAUGCUCUUAUCUUAGAAUCUCCAUUUACCAACAUGUGGGUGGCGACUAUCAAUUAUCCCUUGGUAAAGAUUUACUGGAAGCUUCCAGGAUGUUUACGAACGUUUGUGGAUGCCCUUAAAGAAGAGAAAAUUGUCUUCCCUAACGAUGAAAAUGUGAAGUUUCUGUCCUCCCCGCUUCUCAUCUUGCACGGUGAAGACGACAGGAAGGUGCCUCUGGAGUUCGGGAAGCAGCUCUAUGAAAUUGCACGCAGUGCCUACAGGAACAAAGACAGGGUCAAAAUGGUCAUCUUUCCUCCUGGCUUCCAUCACGACUUUCUCUUUAAGAGCCCCGCGCUGAUAAGUACGGUGAGAGACUUCCUGAGUCAGCAGUGGGCAUGAAGGCUGGGACCAGCAGAAAUUUCCAGUGAAGAUGUGGUACAAACCUCACCUGAGGCUGGGUGGUUUCUUUAUGCAAAAUUGUGCUGGGCUGCUUGGAUGAGCUGAAGCCACUGAGACUUUCACAGGUCACCUGGCACUUGAAUAAACAAAGCUGUAUGG
Messenger RNA from Mus pahari (shrew mouse), 1276 nucleotides. RefSeq names its product abhydrolase domain containing 12B (gene Abhd12b). Gene Ontology annotation, biological process: monoacylglycerol catabolic process; phosphatidylserine catabolic process. Gene Ontology annotation, cellular component: endoplasmic reticulum membrane. Gene Ontology annotation, molecular function: monoacylglycerol lipase activity; phosphatidylcholine lysophospholipase A1 activity. The coding region runs from base 35 to 1117 and encodes 360 amino acids. The record is from RefSeq and is a predicted model, not a curated record. Lineage: Eukaryota; Metazoa; Chordata; Mammalia; Rodentia; Muridae. The transcript is spliced from 13 exons.